AUGAUGGAAUAUGAGGACGUUUUAACUAAUCAGCCUGUUGUCAUCGACAAUGGGUCAGGUGUCAUUAAAGCCGGGUUUGCUGGUGAUGACCAACCAAAAUGUUUUUUUCCCUCUUACGUUGGACGACCUAAACACGUUCGUAUCAUGGCCGGUGCGGUUGAAGGUGAUCUCUUUAUUGGGC
Funneliformis mosseae is the source of this 181-nucleotide messenger RNA. The record is from the annotation of a GenBank genome assembly. NCBI's taxonomy places the organism in Eukaryota, Fungi, Glomeromycota, Glomeromycetes, Glomerales, Glomeraceae.